AUGUCGAGGAAACGCAAGAGCUUGGACGAUCCAGACUACAGCUGGGAUGAUCACGAAAGCUGUAAGGGGUUGUUGGAUCAGCUGCAGAGCGAGCUGCAAAGCAGGGAGCUACAGGUUGCGCAGAGAGAAAAAGAUGUUGAACGUGAGACAGAGAAGCUGCAGGCACUACGUGCUGAGGCAACAAAGCUGUUUGAGGACCUAGUGCGACAACUUCCUGACAUCCGGGCCAGGGUGCAGCUCGCUGCUGGUGCAUCAAAUGAUGCUAAUCAGAGCGCUGCAUGCCCAUCUGCCCUUCCUCCGCUGCCUCGCAAUGCACAACCCCAGCAGCAGCCGGCAUCUGCACAGAGAAUCCUACCGCCCAAUGUGACAUCAGCAGCACAGCCGCACGCGGGGCAGAGGGCUACUGGCCCUCGGCCUGAACAGGCGCGGCCCCCGGAGCAUCCGCAGCAGGUACGGAGAAAUAUGGAAGAUGUCUGGGGGCCCCUCUUCCGAGGCCCCUCCUGGCUGGGCCCUCAGACGACGCCCUUGCAGAGCCCAGUUCCGCAGCCGCCAGAUGCGCCACACUGGGAGCAGCAGCGGCAGCACGCCACGACGAAUGAUGUGAGAAAUGUACGGGCCCCGGGCACCGUUCCCACCUCUCGGCCCGGCUCGGAGUCGGCGGCCGCAAAUGGCGCGCGGCCGGCACAAGAGCCCCAAUGGCGGCAGCAGCUGCAGCAAUUGCAGCAGCAGCAGAGCGAGAACCUCAGGAAGGGAUGGUGUCCGACACCUCCAAGGCCACUGAGGGCCGAGGCGGCCAAUUCGAACGGCGCGCCGGCGUCGGCGUUUGCCGGCGUUGACAUCCUGCGCGGAAUGCAGUUGCCUCGACAGCUGCAGGCUGGGCCGCGGCAGAACGGCGGCGGGCCGGGCAGCAGCGCCGGGCCGAUCGGCAACGGCGCACCAGCCGGCCAGACUGCCGAGAGAGGCUUGCCUUCCCAGACCGGGCGAGGGCGUGGGAGGGGCGGUCCCGCAAAGACUUUUGUCCCUGCCGCCAAGGGGCGCGCCCCAAUGGACGGCGGCGGCGGCCGAUACGCGCGGCGGGGCCGGGGCCGGCAGACGCCCGGCCGCGGGAUCGCCAGGGCUGAGACGGAUGGGGCUGCAGAUGGGGACAGUCUGGACGAGGCAGUGAAGAUGCUGCGCGCACAGACGGAGCCUGGAUCGGCAGCGCAUGCCAGCGGAAUCCAUGCAAAUGGCGCCAAUAGAGGCGCUGGCGGCAGGCCCCAAUUGCAUCCCAGCGUGCCGGCACACCCUGCUCUCCAGGCGGACGCACCGGCGCUGUUGAGCCUGCUGAAGGAGCAGAACAUCCUGCAGCAUAUGGCCUUGCUAGAGCCUGCAGCCCCUGACGAUGACGGCAGCACCGAUGGCGGCCCUAGCAAUGCUGCCCAGCUGACCGAUCUCUACGGCAAGGUGCACUCCAUCCUGGCCCGCAUCCUGACGCCGCUGACAGGGAAGCGCAGCAGUGAGCGCGAAAUUGACGCGGCCGACGGCGUGGCGGCCGGGGCCGAGGCGACCGGCGGCGCGGCGGCUGCGGAGCGGCGGGACCGGUACACGCUGUGCGCGCUGCAGUGCCUGAUCGAGGCUGCCGGAAAAUAUGGAACCUCGGUCGCGCCUGUGCGCUGGGGAUGGUGCCGGGAGCUGCAGGCGUUUGUGUUUGUGUUUGAGGCGGCCAACCGAAUUGUGGUGGAGAAGCCAGAGUAUGGAAACGCCUCCUACUUCUUCGACCUGGAGCAGCCGCUGCCGGUGGCCGCCCAGGUGCAGCGGCUGGUGGCGGUGCUGUCGGUGCCGGCGGUGACGCGGGGGGCGCUGCUGGCCGAUGGCGCACCUGAUCUGGCGCAGGGCCUCCCCCCGGCCGAUGCCGCCGUGCUGGCCGCCGCCGGCUGGACCCCCCAGUGCGGCCUGCGCGCGCUGCUCAACUUCUCCGGGGAGCGCAUCAUACACAGAAACACCAGGGCAACGUCCGAGGCUGAGACCUGGCAGUUGUACCGGGACAAGAUCAACAAGCUGCUGUCCCAGGGCGCAGCCGCCGGGCGUACCUUCAAGCCAGUCACAGGCGCCCAAACCUAA
Molecule: messenger RNA, 2100 nt
Organism: Coccomyxa subellipsoidea C-169
Lineage: Eukaryota; Viridiplantae; Chlorophyta; Trebouxiophyceae; Coccomyxaceae
Exons: 9
Coding region: 1-2100 (699 amino acids)
Source: RefSeq, a predicted model, not a curated record